AUGGAUAUCGAAUCGAUGGACAUCAAAGAAGCAAGUGCCUCGGAUGACUUUGAAUUGCACCAAGCGAAGCGACGAUCAAGCGCUCGAGCCAAUCUGGACGAAGAGAGAAAGGGCAGUGACGAAGAUAACGAAGAUGCUACACCUCAAGUCUUUUGGAGAGCGAGUGCCAAUGCAGUCGAAGGUACUGGAUUGUCUGAGCCGACAACGUUUGAAGAUGCGUUGGUGGACCAGAUCAAGUGCAUUGAUGGACAGCAUACCAUUGACACCAAGUGGGUAUUCAAGAUCAAACGGAAAGCUGAUGGAUCCAUCGAGAAAUACAAGGCGCGUCUCGUGGCAAAAGGGUGCAAGCAGAAAUAUGGCAUCGACUACACGGAGACGUUUUUGCCGGUAGUCAACUACGUGAAGCUGCGCAUGGUAGUUGCAAUCACGAAGUACUUUGACUGGACACUGGACCAACUGGACGUGGUGACAGCUUUCCUAUACGGAGAAAUGAAGGAACAGAUUUUCUGCGCGAUCCCAGAAGGAGUCGAAAUUGAUGAAGACUUUGACUGCUUUGAACUGGUCAAGACAUCUACGGACUAA
Peronospora matthiolae is the source of this 582-nucleotide messenger RNA. The record is from the annotation of a GenBank genome assembly. NCBI's taxonomy places the organism in Eukaryota, Oomycota, Peronosporomycetes, Peronosporales, Peronosporaceae.